UCAGUGCUGCCUUUAAAUAUCGCUGUUUAUGCUCUUUCAUUGCCAUUCUUACUUUAUUUUUAUUUUAACUAUCACAUAUCAAUGUCUGUGAGCAUCCAGAGCUCCUGCAGUCUUAAACCAAAUGCCAAAACUAAGACUGGCCGUCUUUCCCUUUCCGAAUUGGAUCAAAUUGGAACCAUAACUCAUAUCCCCACUAUUUACUUCUAUAAACCAUCUCUUUCAAAUUGGCUUCAACCAUUCACUUCCAUUGUCGAUAUCCUCAAAGACUCCUUAAGCCGCGUGCUGGUGGCCUUUUAUCCACUUGCUGGUCGUUUACACUGGAUUGGCCAUGGCCGCCUUGAGCUUGAUUGCAAUGCCAUGGGCGUCACGUUUAUUGAUGCUGAAUCUCAAUCAAAACUAGAGGAUUUUGGUGAUUUUUCACAAUUUUCAGAGUACCAACACCUCAUCCCACAUGUAGACUAUACUCUUCCAAUGCAUGAAAUACCUUUAUUGCUAGUGCAAGUUACAAGGUUCCAUUGUGGUGGUUUCAGCAUUAGUUUAACUUUGUCUCAUGUUGUUGUUGAUGGGCAAAGUGCACUUCAUUUUAUCUCUGAGUGGGCUCGUAUUGCUCGUGGUGAGCAAUUAGGCACACGACCAUUUUUUGAUCGAAAGGUCUUGCGAGCUGGGGGUCCUCCAAUUUCUGGGACGCUAUUUCAUCAUAAGGAGUUCGAUGAACUACCACUCUUGAUUGGGCAAUCAAAUAAUUCGGAAGAAAGAAGAAAGAAAACAAGUGCUUCCCAGCUAAAGAUAACAAAAGCCCAAGUUGAGAAGCUAAAGAGCAAGGCUAAUGAGAGCAAAAGUAUGGACAAUGGUGGAGGUUAUACCAGAUAUGAGACCUUGACUGCUCACGUAUGGAGAUCUGCAUGCAAAGCUCGCGAGCACAAACCUGAACAACCAACUGCUAUGGGUAUUUGUAUCGAUUCAAGAAAACGUAUGCAACCACCUUUGCCUGAUGGGUAUUUUGGCAAUGCUAUUCUUGACGUGAUUGCAGUGAGCAACUCUGGUGAGCUUGUAUCAAAGCCUUUGGGAUUUGCCUCAAGCAAAAUAAGAGAUGCAAUCCAGAAUGUGACGAGUGAAUACAUUAACUCUGCGAUUGACUUCUGCAAGAAUCAGCAAGAUUUGACCAAGUUUCAAGACAUUUAUGCUCUGCAAGGUACUGAUGAAGGGCCUUUUUAUGGCAAUCCUAAUCUACUACUUGUCAGCUGGUUAACGUUGCCAAUAUACGGUCUUGAUUUUGGGUGGGGAAAGGAAAUUUAUAUGGGACUAGGAAGUGUUGAUUUUGAUGGAGAUGCAUUCCUUGUGCCUAGUCAUGAUUCGGAUGGAUCCUUGGUUCUUGCCAUAUGUUUGCAGGCAGAUCAUAUCAAAGCUUUUGAGAAGUACUUCUAUGAAGAUAUCAUCUAGACACU
This is a messenger RNA of Hevea brasiliensis (rubber tree), 1445 nucleotides long. Its product is annotated as spermidine hydroxycinnamoyl transferase-like. The transcript has a single exon. The record is from RefSeq and is a predicted model, not a curated record. Lineage: Eukaryota; Viridiplantae; Streptophyta; Magnoliopsida; Malpighiales; Euphorbiaceae. Gene Ontology annotation, molecular function: acyltransferase activity, transferring groups other than amino-acyl groups. The coding region runs from base 82 to 1440 and encodes 452 amino acids.